AUGAAUCCAAUAGUUAACCCCACGGAUGAUAAAACCCCAGAGAAAAAUAAAUCUUCCAGCUGCGUUUGCUGCGAUCGUUCGGAGACAAGUGACGAUUGCGUUCAAUGCGAUCAAUGCGAUGGAUGGUGGCAUAUGUCAUGUGCGGAAGUGACUGCAUCGGUUGCUGACCGGCCGUGGACCUGCGCCCACUGUUUGCCGCUGAGUGUUUGCUCCCGAACAACGGUAUCCAGCGCUAAGGCAGCACGUUUGUCGUUGAAAAUGAAGCUGUUGGAAGAGCAACAAGCGAUGGAGAAACGUCAUCUCGUCGAGAAGUAUGCAAUCCUGGAAGCGGAGCAGAACGAAAUGGAUGAGAUGGCUAGCAACCGAAGCAGGGUCAGCAGAAGGACGAGCCUAGAAAGGGUAAAGCAGUGGAAGCAGCAAUGCACUGAUCAGGGUGAAGGCGCAUAUGGUCUUCCGCCGGUGGGUAAAUCGGCAGACUUUACAGCAGCCUCUCUGAAUCAGAACUCACGCAUCCCGAAAGACUCGGAGCGAAGCAAUUCGUACCAGCACGCUACAGCUAACAUCAAUAUGCCUACUUCGGAAAAGCCGGCUACAGAUACAACAGUGCAGCAAGGAAGACAACACCAUGGGUUCGGUUUCUACAAACCACCGUUGAAUUCAACAGUAAAACCAUUCAACCUUCAGAGUCUUUCUAAGCGGGAACAGCAGCAGUACACCGGCGCGUUCCCCAAAUCAACUAUGGUACAACAAGAGGUAGUCAACACAAGAGGUAAUGUCGAACCCCAAGUGCCCCCCGUAGCACGUGAAGGUAAGCCACUUUGUGAUCCAAUUAUUAAUCCACUUGUACCAUCAAAAUUCGAACACUCCCUCCAACAAAUUAUCAAACAAUUUGGAACGAUGGCAUCAACGGCCACGAUUCCGUCGUUGGGAGUGAAUGUGCUUCCAAUCGAAACAAAACCCGUUCCGUUGUCCGGAACGAAUGUUGGCUUACAGCCACCGGCAAAUCCAAUUAUUCAUGGAUUCGUUCCCCCACCCGCGGGUACGCCGAUUUCUGGCCCGUCGCUAAUAAACCCGGUGCUAUCUAUCGGAACAGUUCCCCCUCCGCUGGGACUACCGAUUAUUGAUCAAUUUACUCCCUCCCCCUCGCAGUUAUCCGCGCGUCAAGUGAUGCCCCGCGAUCUACCUACGUUUUCGGGCAACCCAGCUGACUGGCCAAUAUUCAUUAGCACCUUCAUGAAUAGCUCGUUAGCGUGUGGAUAUAAUAGCGCCGAAAAUCUCGUGCGUCUUCAACGUUGUCUGAAAGGACCCGCGUAUGAAUCUGUCAAAAGUAGAUUGUUGCUUCCUGAAUCAGUGCCGCAUGUAAUUGAUACCCUUCGUUUGUUGUAUGGACGACCUGAAUUGUUAAUCAGUGCUCUACUACAGAAAGUGCGCAGUGUUCCGGCGCCGAAAGCGGAAAGAUUGGAGACAGUCAUCGACUUCGGUAUAGCUGUGCGUAGUCUCUGUGAUCACCUGGAAGCCGCUGGACAACAAGAGCACCUAUCCAAUCCCACGUUGCUGAUGGAGUUAGUGGGGAAACUGCCUGCGCACACUAAGAUGCAAUGGGCGGAUCAUAUACAGCAGCAUGCGGUGGUCAACCUUAAAGUGUUCGGGGACUUUAUGCUCAGGGUCGUCAUUGCCGUUAGCAGAGUAACAAUGUACGUUGGCGAGGACGGCGGCUAUCAGCAGAAACCUAGGCAGAAGGGAGCUGUGAAUACCCACACGAGCGAAGCGGAGUCAUUUCAGGAGACAGUGCGCGAGAAGGAACGGGUGUGUGCGUGCUGCAAGAAACCAGGGCACCGAGUAUCAGCGUGCUCUGCGUUUAAAGCGUAUACCGUAGAUAACCGGUGGAAGUUUGCGCAAAAUAACGAGCUGUGUCGGAGCUGCCUUAAUGCGCAUGGAAGGAGAAGCUGUAGAAACGCAACACGGUGUGUGAUCGAAGGAUGUCAGUAUCGUCAUCAUCCGCUCCUGCAUUCUGAUCGAGUUAGUUCCAUUAGUCGUCCUACACAAGGAUCGUCUACAGUACAGAAUCACACGCAUCGGCAAAGCAAGCAGGCUCUUCUAUUCCGUAUUAUACCAGUCGCCAUCUCAAGGCCGCGAGCUACCAUCGAAACUUUCGCUUUUCUGGAUGAUGGCUCGGAUCUAUCGCUGAUCGAGAACGACCUAGUAGAGCAACUGGGAAUCGACGGUAGGACAACACCUUUGUGCCUGAAGUGGACAGGGAACGUCACCCGUGUCGAAUCGGAUUCGAAACAAGUUCGAAUUACGAUCAGAGGAGCUAGCAGCGCAAAACAAUUCACUAUUGAUGAUAUCCGUACUGUAAAGGAGCUUACUUUGCCGGAACAGAGUUUAGAUUACGGUGAACUGGCGCAACGUUAUCGUUAUCUCCAAGGUUUACCGAUUGUCAGUUACGCAAAUGCUGUUCCCCGUCUGUUGAUAGGCGUUAACAACGUGAACCUCACUGUCCCGCUGCAAGUGAAGGAAGGCAAGAAGAGCGAUCCUGUUGCAGUGAAAACCAGACUAGGAUGGUGCAUCUUCGGCGGUACUGGUAAGGAGGGCACGCAUUCACUGAAUUACCAUGCCUGUGAGUGCGCCAGCGACCAGGACUUACAUAUUGCAGUGAAGGAAUAUUUUUCAAUGGAAGAUGCAGGAAUGAAGCCGUCGAUAGUACUGGAAUCCGACGAGGACAAGCGGGCUAGGAGCAUCAUGGAGCAGUCGACGAGACGAGUAGGUGACCAGUUCGAAACAGGUCUACUGUGGCGGUACGACGACAUCGAACUUCCGGAUAGCUACAAUAUGGCAUUCAAGAGGUUUGAGUGUCUGGAGCGCAAGAUGAUGAGAGAUCCAGAGCUGGCUGCAAAUCUGAAGAACCAGAUAGCGGAGUGCCAGCAGAAAGGAUAUGCGCAUUGUGCUACGAAGGCAGAAUUAGAACGAGCAGACCCAAAACGCGCGUGGUACCUGCCGCUAGGAGCAGUGACAAAUCCCCGGAAGCCAGGUAAAGUUCGACUGAUAUGGGACGCAGCAGCAAAGGUGGAUGGAAUAUCUCUGAACUCUAUGCUGCUUAAAGGACCGGAUCAACUUACAUCGCUUCCAGCAGUUCUGUCGCGGUUCCGGCAAUAUAAAGUAGGAGUGUCUGCAGAUAUACGAGAAAUGUUCCACCAGCUGUUGAUCCGCGAGCCGGACCGUCAUUCUCAACGUUUCUUAUUCCGGAAUGACCCAACAAAACCGGUGGAAACCUACAUUAUGGAUGUGGCAACAUUUGGAUCUACGUGUUCACCGGCGUCAGCGCAGUACGUUAAAAAUAAAAACGCGGAAGAAUUCUCGGACCGUUUCCCACGAGCAGUAGAGGGAAUUCUGAAAAGCCACUAUGUGGAUGAUUAUCUCGAUAGCUUCGAGAAUGACGAAGAAGCCGAGCGAGUGUCGCGGGAAAUUGCAACUAUUCACCAGAAAGGAGGAUUUCAUCUUAGGACCUGGGUAUCGAACAGUGCUGGAGUUCUUCGUGGACAGAAAGAGGCGUCAGCUAACCCUAGCAAAAGCCUAUGCUUGAACGCAGCGGACAGAGGCGAUCGUGUGUUGGGCAUGCUCUGGCAGACUUCAGAGGAUGAGUUGCUGUUCUCGAUGGAAAUUAAAGAGGAGAUACAACUGGUGAUAGAUAACGGUAAGCGGCCAACAAAACGUCAGAUGUUAAAAUGCCUAAUGGGCGUAUUCGAUCCACUGGGAUUACUGAGUGUGUCUCUCGUUCAUGGAAAGAUUCUCCUUCAGGAUGUAUGGCGAGCAGGAUUGCAGUGGGACGAACAGGUAACUGAAGAAAUAUUCGAUCGUUGGGUCAGGUGGACCGGUCUGUUCCCUAAAAUCAGAGGCCUGCGGAUCCCACGGUGCUACUUCAAGGAAGCGAAUGUGCAGGUGUAUGAUCAUCUUCAAUUGCACGUUUUCGUCGAUGCAAGUGAAGUCGCUUUCUCCGCCGUAGCGUACUUCAGAGUGACCAACACGGAAGGCAAAGCAGAGUGCUCGAUAGUCGCGGCCAAAACGAAGGUUGCACCGCUGAAGCCACUCUCGAUUCCUCGCAUGGAGCUACAAGCAGCAGUUCUGUGCAGCCGUUUAGUGUCGUUCGUUCAGGAGAAUCACAGCGUGAAGGUGAAGCAGCGUUUUCUGUGGAGUGAUUCCGCCACAGUGUUGGCCUGGUUACGCGCCGAUCAUCGUCGGUACACGCAGUACGUAGCAUGCCGAGUAGGGGAGAUAUUGACAACGACAGACCUCGCAGAAUGGCACUGGGUCCCCAGUAAGCUAAAUCCUGCAGAUGCCGCAACAAAGUGGGGUAAGAAUCCGUGCCCGGAAGCAACCGACGAGUGGUUUAAAGGUCCCGAAUUUCUACGUCUUGCCGAAGAGAAUUGGCCGAAGCAAUCGAAACCUUCAAAGGUACCUGAAGAGGAACUGAGACCCUGUUUUCUGAUCCAGGGGUCAACUAUUCCGAAGGUUGUGAUAGAUUUUUCUAGAUUCUCUAAGUGGCGACGAUUGCUAGGUGCAGUUGCAUACGUACACCGUUUCGUGGACAAUUGUAGGCGUAGAUGUCGAGGAGAGACGCCGGAAUUGCUGCAUCUUACUCAAGAGGAACUGAAGAAGGCGAAGAACACGCUUGUGUGGAUUGCGCAAUGGCAGGAGUACCCAGAUGAGAUGAUUGCAGUUUCGAGAGGACAAGCAGAAUUACUUAAAUCGAGCAGUUUGUAUCAGUUGACACCAACAGUCGAUGAGUGUGGCGUGCUACGCGUCGGUGGAAGAAUUGAAGCUGCGCCGCAUACAUCAUUUGAUGCUAGGUUCCCGGUGAUUCUCCCAAGAAAACAUCCGGUGACGACGCUAAUUGUAGAUGAUUUCCAUCGUACCUUUCGUCAUGGUAAUUCUGAAACGGUAGUGAACGAGAUUCGGCAGUUCUACAGCAUCUUCCAACUAAGGAGAGUGGUGAAGCAAGCUGCGACCGUCUGUCAGUGGUGCAAAGUGAAGAAGGCGACUCCGAAGGUUCCGCGAAUGGCGCCGCUGCCUUUGGCCCGCUUGUCCUCGUUUACUCGACCAUUCACCUACACCGAUAUUGAUUUUUUCGGACCGUUGCUGGUGAAAGUAGGAAGGAGCUCGGUUAAACGCUGGAUCUGUCUGUUCACCUGUCUAACCACCCGUGCUGUCCAUGUGGAAGUUGCACACAGUCUUUCCACACCGUCCUGUAUCAAAUGCAUCCGUCGCUUCAUCUGUCGCCGAGGAGCGCCGGUGGAAAUCUACUCCGACAACGGUACCAACUUCCAAGGUGCCGAAAGACUGCUGCGGAAAGAACUCGAGAACGUACAUGGAGAAUUAGCAGCAACGUUCACAAACGCAUCUACCAAAUGGGUCUUUAUCCCACCAGCUGCACCUCAUAUGGGAGGAGCGUGGGAGAGAAUGGUGCGAUCCAUAAAGUCAGCCAUGGAAGCAGCCUACAACAACGACCGGAAACUGGACGACGAAGGGCUGGUGACGCUAGCCGUGGAAGCCGAGGAUAUAGUGAACAGCCGGCCACUUACCUACCUACCCCUAGAUGCUGCUGUAGUAGAAGCCCUGACUCCUAACCAUUUCCUGUUGGGAAGUUCCACUGGUGUUCGUCAGCCUGCAGUACCGUUCAGUGAUCCUGUCUCUGCCGUAAAGAAUUCUUGGAACCAAAUACAACGUCAGCUGGAUGUCUUCUGGAAGCGCUGGAUACGGGAAUAUCUUCCGAUGCUGACUAAGCGAAUGAAGUGGUUCGGAGAAGUGAAACCAGUGGCUGUCGGAGAUUUGGUCCUCAUAGCAGACGAGGUCCGAAGGAAUGGCUGGACGCGCGGGAAAAUCAAAGAUGUCGUGAUAGCGGAAGACGGACGAGUUCGACAAGCGAUAGUUCAGACUGCGAGGGGGAUAUUGCGUAGACCGGUAUCGAAGUUAGCCGUGUUGGAGGUUGAGUUGGAUGGUAAAACUGGGACCAGUGGCCAGUGUUACGGGGGGGAGAAUGUUACUGCCAACACUGCUCUUGGUGGUGUAACUGUUGCUGAACAGUACUGUCAUACGGUUGAAACGUCAUCCGUGGACGAUGACGUGGCCCGACGGCGGGAGGAGAGCUGUCAUUCUCAAAAAAGCGCUGAGUAA
This is a messenger RNA of Topomyia yanbarensis, 6171 nucleotides long. RefSeq lists its product as uncharacterized. The transcript has a single exon. The record is from RefSeq and is a predicted model, not a curated record. Bases 1 to 6171 code for a protein of 2056 amino acids. Gene Ontology annotation, molecular function: nucleic acid binding. Gene Ontology annotation, biological process: DNA integration. Lineage: Eukaryota; Metazoa; Arthropoda; Insecta; Diptera; Culicidae.